Arabidopsis thaliana (thale cress) is the source of this 105-nucleotide messenger RNA. RefSeq lists its product as uncharacterized. Bases 1 to 105 code for a protein of 34 amino acids. Lineage: Eukaryota; Viridiplantae; Streptophyta; Magnoliopsida; Brassicales; Brassicaceae. The transcript has 3 exons. The record is from RefSeq and is marked reviewed.
AUGUCCUCACACGGAAUGGAAGCAAAGCUUCGUGUAAUUAAUACCAGUGGAAGCCAUCAAGAGGACAAGCAAGAGAACGGUAAAGCUGACAGUGUUGAGUUCUAA